This is a messenger RNA of Zootermopsis nevadensis, 2859 nucleotides long. The record is from RefSeq and is a predicted model, not a curated record. NCBI's taxonomy places the organism in Eukaryota, Metazoa, Arthropoda, Insecta, Blattodea, Termopsidae.
UGUCUGCAAUAUGGCGACAGGAAAGGAAAGAUCAUGGCUGCUUUGGCGAGUAAUGUACGUCAGCAGUUAGAAAGGAAAUCCACAGUGAUUAAGUUUUAUGUUGAAGUGCUGAGAAAUUGGACACGACAUUACUGUGGCUAUAAGGUUGUGCAAGUAAAUUUACACUAAUUUCUGAAUAUGUAUUGAACACAAGGGCAAAUAUUUGUUUGAAAUAAGUAGGAGACAGGAAGACAAAAAGAAUCUUAACUGCAUUAUAGCAGGCAACCACAAUUUAGUAAUGGAUGCUUGUAUGGACUUCAGUGUUAGUUUAAUUUAAUUACAUUUAAUUUAGCGAACAAGCUUUAUUUGUAUACCAGACUAGUGGAAAUAUAAUGCUUAUAUCAUAACUGAAUAAGAGGCUUUUUGCAUGUCUGAUGGAAAACCAGCUUUUGGACUAUUAUUUGAUAUAGAUGGUGUGAUUGUGCGUGGAAAGAAAGUAUUGCCUUCAGCAUUAGAAUCAUUCAAAAGGCUAGUUGACUCUGAGGGAAGGUUCCGAAUCCCGACAGUGUUUGUGACCAAUGCUGGAAAUGCCUUGAGGCAUGAGAAAGCGGAACAGCUGUCUUGUUGGCUGGAAAUUGAGGUAAAUGAGGAGCAGGUGGUGAUGGCACAUUCACCCCUGAGAAUGUUUCAGCAGUACCAUAAUAAACAUGUACUGAUAUCAGGUCAAGGUCCUAUUGUCGAAAUAGCCAAGAACCUCGGCUUUAAGAAGAUCGUAACGAUUGACCAGAUGAGAAAUGCAUUUCCGUUGUUAGAUGCAGUAGACCACAAACGAAGGAUAUCAGUGCCUUGCACGUUUGAGCAGUACUUUCCCAGGAUUGAAGCAAUUGUUUUGUUUGGAGAACCAGUAAGGUGGGAAACAUCGCUACAGUUGCUUAUAGACACGCUCAUGACAGAUGGAAUGCUGGCUCACCCUGUGUCACAUUUGGUGUAUCCGCACAUUCCUCUUCUGGCUUGCAACAUGGAUCUUCAGUGGAUGGCAGAGGCUUGGAUGCCAAGGUUUGGCCAUGGAGCUUUCCUGCUAUGCCUUGAAAACCUGUACAAGAAGGUAACAGGCCAUAACUUAAUAUACACUGCUCUGGUUGGAAAGCCAAGUGAAAUAACGUAUCAUCAUGCUCAUCAUAUGGUUGUUGCUCAGGCCAAAAAUAUUGGAAUUGACCACUGUGUGAAAAGGCUAUAUGCCAUUGGAGAUAACAUAUAUACAGAUGUGUUUGGUGCAAACUUAUAUGACUGUUACUUGUCAAGGAGAAAUAUUCAAGGAAGCAAAAGAAUUGUAAAUAAAGAAAGGAACAUCGAAGAGCUACUUGGGUCAGAUAGCUCAGAGUGGGAUCAUGUUGCAGAAUCUUGCUCAAGUAUUUUAGUUCAGACCGGAGUGUAUUCAGAGGGUGUUCAGAGCGGAAUGCUUGAUCACUCGCCACGUGACUUCUUACCUGUCGAAGAGAAGUUGAGAGCACCAAAAUUUACUGUAGAAAAUGUUUCCAAUGCAAUAGAUUUAAUUUUCCAUAAAGAAGGCUUCCAUUGAUAAAUGCUCACACGUAGGUACCGCCUGUUACCAUGUGACAGGCCCGAAAAUUACGCCAUUGAAAGUAUGUUGGAUUUAUUUUUUGCGUAGACUGAAUAAAAUAAUGUAAAUUUUAGUCAUAAUUAAAAGUUUACAGAAUUAUUUAUGGACACUGAAUUAAGGUCUGUGUUCUGUCCCAACUCUGAACUGUUGUGAAAACUUCUUUUGUACAACAUUACACUUAAACACUUCAAGUGAAUCAGUAUUAUGAAGCAAUUUAUUGAUGCCAAGUACACAGGCAACUAAUGUGUGUUAAGAGAGAUAUUUAAUGGCACGUGACUUGAAAAGUAUUGAUUGGGUAUACGUUUUUGUGCUAAGUCGCACACAAGUAUGAGGACUUCUAUGUUUCUGCAGCACAUGUCUUAAGUUGCCGCUAUAGCUUCAGUCGCAAAUAGCGGAAAGUGACCCAAGAUAACCCAAGACGAUAAUAAUUACAGUUAUACAAGCAACAUUUUGUACAAGACAAGUAAAUACUUUUUAUCAAAAUACAUAUCAGUAAUUUAAUUUCUGUGGAUAUGUUCCAAAUUUGAAAUUAAGGAAACAUAUUUUUGUCAUAUUUCAUAAAAAAAUUACAAGGGACGAAGUUAGUUAAGCAUGCUCAGAUUUCACUCACAAAAUAAGUACGAAAAUGUCUAUUGUGCAGGAUUUAUACGUAUUAUCUUAAGUCAUAAUUAUUUAUUAUAACAUGUACUACAUUCUUUUACUUUAAAAUGGAACAGGCCUCUAGGCCUAUGCCCUUUGGUUAAUGAUUUUGUUGUUACAUUAUGAAAUGCCAUACUUACGUAGUAUCUCUCUUAUAAUAUGUAAUUGUCUGAACUGUAUUAGUUUUUAUUUAUACCUUACGUAUUUAAUUAAUUAGAUACUAGAACAUCAUUAUAUCUGUGAUUUCAUGGAAUAGUCGAGGGGUUUAUGAGAUUCCUUGAGUAUGAUGAGAAUGAAUUGUAUAAGCAAGAAGUUUGGAACCGUGCUGAUGCACCAAAGUCUGUGAACGUGAUGAUUAAGUAGCAGUAGAAUAUAAACUAUUUACAGGAAUUAAGGCAGUAUUUUUCAUACUUUGGGAAAUACCUGUUAUGAUUUCUGUGUGAGAUUAGAACUUGUAUCACAAAAUGAGGGAAGAAUAUAUUGGUAACUGGUGCAAGUUUUUCUUGGAGUGGGUUUUCUUCUACAGGCAGUUCAUAACAAGAUGCAAUAUGUAAUGUUGUCCAGAAAAGGUUAGGAUGUAAUGAAUAUACAAAGAUGCAGUCAUAAUAUUGUUUAUUAAA